AUGGGUUUUGAUGGCCCAGACUGCCAAUUGGACGUUCGAGAAGAGUCCAUGUGCCCCACAGGCGUUUUGGACGUGGAGGGCAACUGCUGUGAGACUGCUGUGUACGACCAUUUCACAGGCCAGUGCUGCAAAGGGGAGGGAGUUCAGCUGGACAAGAGUGGACGGUGCUGCCUUGGCACUUUGGAUGUGUGUGGCGAGUGCAAUGGCACGGCAAUCUUCAUCGAUGCAUUGGGACGGUGCUGCGACUCUACCCUUGAUUCCUCUGGCCUGUGCUGCUCAAGUGGCGAUGUGGAUGUGUGUGGUGUCUGCGACGGCUUUGGAGCCAGUUGCGGAACUCAGGUCAUAGCCAUAGUGCAGACUGACACCAUUGAGGAAGACAGAGUCGAGCAGUGUGUUGCCCAGGGCAUCGCAGAAUUGUUGGAACUUGAGGAAGGAAAUGACCCGACAGUAGACAUCCUGUGGACAGAUGGAGGUGCAGACAGCUUGGACAUUGCUUUCAAUAUCUCAGGCAUUCCAAGGUCGAAGCUGGGCAUCUUGGGGCGCCUUGCCAUGACCGUCACCAAUUCAACGGCACGCGGCGAUGGCUGCACCGUGAUGGACAUCCUAAGUGUGGAACGGCUACCAGUGUGUGGCAAUGGUGUGUGUGAAGUUGGGGAAGCAGCAGGGUCCAGUGGCUCCAGCUCUCGGCGGGGCUUCGGCUGCCCUGAGGAUUGCCCUUUCAGGUUUGACUACAACUGCCCAACUGCAAAUGAGAACAGCUUGGUCGGGCGCCAAGAUGAGAUGUGUUCGGGCAAUGGGAGGUGCUUGUAUGCAGAGGAGGGCCGCUGCGACUGUUAUGCGGGGUACGAGGGUGCUGCCUGUGACCGGUGCUCUUUGGGAUUCAUGGUCUUCAACAGGAAGUGCGUUCUGAGGACAGGGGCUGCCACGCCGCCGGGAGGCAUGCCCUUCUGUUGCACUCCUGGGCAGCAGACUGAAGCGCCAGCCGAGGGACCACGGUUGGAAGAGGUGGAUGGCGCGCCGACUGUGUCUGUUGUAGAUGGGAGUUCUUCUGCCAAUGGCAAUGUUGAGGCAAUCCCGAGGAGAAUCAGUGACGAUAUCUCCACAGGGGACGACAGUCAGUUUGGGGUGUCUGAGGCUGCUUUCACCUCCAUAAUGGCUGUUGCCAUUAUCGUGUUCAUUAUGUGCAUCUCGCUCGCUCUGCUCUCCUACAAGCGCCGAGCCAGGAGGCCAGGAGAGAGUGUGACAGAAGAGCGGACGACGGGUGAAUCUGGUCCUGUCAGUGAUAGGGACUCGAAAACGUAUGCUGCGAUUUGGCAAGACUUCCGACAGGGCCUCACUAGGACUGAUGGCGGUGCCAGGAGCUUGCCAAUGAUCAUGUCGUCCAGUGAACCAAGGGAACGUGGAACAAGCAUAAUUGGCAUGAGCAGCCCACCCCUGAAACGCUACAGUGAGGCAGGCACCAGCACUGCGAGAUCCACUCAAGGCAUCUCAUGUGACUGGGGUUCAGAUACUUCAGAUGCCUCCAACCACAGAUGUCACAAGGCAUCGUGUGUCUCUUCGAUGUCAUCAGUUGCUGAAGAGUUGACCUUUGGCCGCACAGUCGACUUUGCAGAGAUGCGAAGCCAAAGCACAUCAAGCGAGAAGGGGGUGAGUGUCGGCAAUUUGCUGCACACCAAGCAGCAUGCAUUGAAAGAGACUUCCUCAGUCAACAUCAUUGACCAGAGGAACCAGUUUAAUCCAAGGGAAGUAUCAGAAGAUCCGAUUCUUUUGACGGGAGCUGCCCAGCAACAGCGUGGCAUGUACGAAAUCGAGCCUUGGGGCUCAACAGCGAGGUCUAGCCAAAUGAACAUGGGCUUUGCAGGGAGCAAGUUUCAUGGGACGGAGCCCUCUAUCGUGGGGCCUGGCACAUACAGCAGCAUGGAAGGGGGACCAUUGGGAGCAGAAAUAAGCAUGCAAUCGACAGCAGCAAAUAAUUCGAGGGGGGUGAGUGGUGGGCAGUCCCCCACCUUCGAUUGGGCAAAUUUACAAGACGAGCCGGUUUCUCAGAGCUCAGACAGGGUUAUUGCGCCUGCGAUGGUGUCCAGCCCUUGGACGCAUAUGGCUGGCAGGAACGUGUCCUCAGGCAAGUUGCGCAUGGCCCCGCCCUCUGGGAUGGCAGAGGAUGCAAUCUACAGUGUGCGGACCAAAGCAACCACUGAGGACCCUGGCCUUGUUGCCGUUGCAUUCCAGAAUCCUGUGGUUUCAAGCCCACAGCUUUUGGCAAGCCGCGAUUCGGACAUGAUGCCGAUGGGCUGCAUACCUUCGGGGGGAGAACACCGCAGCCAGCCAGAAACAGCACGAAAGCAUUGGCGUGGGCUGGCUGCUGGAAUCAUUGAUACAGCAGAGGAUGUUGAGGCAACACGGGGUCGGCCAGAGGUGAGGGGUCCCAGGAAUGUGGGCCCGGGGGAGAAUGUGAAAUUCCCUCAGUAUGUGUCGAUCAGGAGCCAUGAGGUUGACAUGGAGCUCAGCGACUGGGAGAAGGAGAUGUGCACUCAGAAUGUGUAUCGACAAGCACCGGGCACUGGUGAUUGGGAGAGUGCAUCGCAUGACUCAAUGUCAUAUGGCGAACGGGAGUCCCAACGCGGAGAUGAUUCUCAUUGCCAUCCGCUGCAGCUGAGAAAUGUGCCGUGGACCGCAGCAUCCUCCCUGCUUCCAGAGGAGUUGCGUCCAAAUGCAGAAUCCGUCUUCGCUUGUGAACCUGAGAAUGGCGGCAAUACCGGCACGGUUGGCACACGCACUGCAGAGGUUCCUGAAAAUCGGCAGCGCGGGGGCGCACCAGUCCUGGCCACUCAUGACUUUCGACUGAGCGACGUGUCCAGGAGCACGACGCAAUCCUCAGCAUGGCAAGGUGAAGGAGGCGAUGAAAAGAUGCCGUUUGAGAACGCCAGUCUGCCAAUCGACGACGGGACGCAGAUGGCGUCUUCGACUUCUGAAUCUUGGGACGACGAGGGCAUGGUCAGAAAAGAGGGAUUCGGGGGGCAUCCCACGCUCGCAAGAAAGGCGGCACAGGGGCCCGGCUCCUCAUCUCUCCACGAAUCUCGCCAACCAGGUGCAUUGAAGUACAAUGAUGGAUUGGCGCCUGCGUCCAGGACUGCCUCUGAAGGUUUGGAAUACGUAUUUGACGGAGAAGGCUUCAGUCCCUACCCUACGGCGGUGCUGGACAGUGGCGGAUCCAUGGGCGCGUCAUGGGCCGCAAGCCCUCUAGAGGCAUGCCACUUGAACGGAAGGAAUGGAUUUGAGAGCCAUCCACUGCAGUGGGAGUGA
Messenger RNA from Ostreobium quekettii, 3303 nucleotides. The record is from the annotation of a GenBank genome assembly. NCBI's taxonomy places the organism in Eukaryota, Viridiplantae, Chlorophyta, Ulvophyceae, Bryopsidales, Ostreobiaceae.